This is a messenger RNA of Colossoma macropomum (tambaqui), 1649 nucleotides long. RefSeq names its product transmembrane protein 134 (gene tmem134). Lineage: Eukaryota; Metazoa; Chordata; Actinopteri; Characiformes; Serrasalmidae. The record is from RefSeq and is a predicted model, not a curated record. The transcript is spliced from 8 exons. The coding region runs from base 196 to 816 and encodes 206 amino acids.
AGAGAGAGAGAGAGAGAGAGAGAGAGAGAGAGAGAGAGCUGGUUUAACAAAGUUCAGUUUACUUAUGAAGUUAGCUUAGUACGUUAUGGGGAAAACUAUGGCGUAAACCUUAGAAUCUGCCUGAUUAAGACGAAGAAACAUCGACAAUGAUCGUCAGUAGUUGCUCAGUGAGCGCCUAAGGGUCUGAGAGUAGCUAUGGCAGCCCAGUUCAACAUUGACGAUGCAUUCUCACUGGAGGGGGAUGAGGAGGGGGUGGGGCCAGAGGGAGGUCUGGACGGAUGGAAGGGUCGAGAGAAAGAGCGAGAUGGAGAAAUGACUUUCGGUCCACUCUCCUUCACCAAACCACAGAGUCUUCCUUCCACUUCGGCCAGCUCCACCGAACACAGCAACCUGAAGUACCAGAACCUGGAAAAUGAAGAAGCCCUGGGCAGUCCUGUUAACUCCACCUUCAACAACUUUUUUAAAAUCAGUGAUCCAGCCACACUGUCAUACUGCAGCUCCCAGUGGUCCUUCAGCACCCUCAGCUCUGUCACACAGCUGUCUGCACACUGUUGCGGGUGGACAUCUCAUCCUUUAUUAAAGAAGAACAGGAGAGUGGUGCUGGCCUCAUUUCUCCUCCUCAUCACUGGAGUUGCUCUGAUUUUUACAGGCAUUGUUGUAGAGUUGAACCGGAAGGCAGAAGUUUCAAGUGCAAUUUUCUUUGUCUCUGGAUUUCUUCUCUUCAUUCCUGGUGUUUACCAUGUGAUCUAUAUAAGCUGUGCUGUCAGGGGACGGAGAGGAUUCAAGUUCUUUUAUUUGCCUUAUUUUGAGAAGUAAUGUGUCUCUUCAUUUUUAAUCAGGGAGAAUGGCUGUUUGACCUUUUUUUUGUUUUAGGUUGAGAAAUGCAGAAAUGAUAUGAUGAAGUAAGGAAAGCUUUAUUUGUACAAUCUCAAUUUUAAGGUAGUUUUGUAGCCUGUAUGGUUCGGGAAAUGUUGUGAAAGCAAGUUCUUUUGAACUUUAUCAAUGAUGCCUGUAAACGUCCAUGAAUUUCAGGAUAGAAUUGUGUAUCCUUUCAGCUUUACUUUGCACGCAAUGGAUCGUAAGUCUGCAGGACAGUGUUGAGGAUUUAUUCAUUUCAGUUCAUUCAUUUUCCUGUCAGCCAUGCAACUGAGGAGAGUUCUACUCAGCUUUUUUUUUUUUAUUAAUUUUAAGCAGAUUUUUUCACCUUAUUCACCAAUAUAAUGAAAUUUACUUACUUAAUUGACUCUCAAUUGAAUUGAAUGCAUUUUUGUGUAUGGUGUAGUUCAGAAGGGAAGAAUAGAGAAAAAAGUCAUCUCAGAAAAAUACUAUAACAUGAAAAGAUGGGGAAGAAAUCUCAGUUUUGAGGUCACACAACUGUGUAAAUUUGAAGUUAGCAGCCUGUUGUGCAUGUGCACACGUGGUAAAAAUUGUGACCGCGUCAUUAUUCUUGAUGCCGAAUCAUAGAUGAAGUGUCAACCAAAAUAACUUGUCCCUGCACUGUUUUCUUUAACUAAUACCACUACUAACACAUUCAACCACUGUAAAACUCAGUGUACUUCCAGCAAGUCAAUAUAGAAGAAAUAUUUUUGUGUUUUGUACUUCUUUUAAUCAGUGACACUACAAUAAAACUGUUUUUAUAUUUUGCUUUU